Messenger RNA from Solanum tuberosum (potato), 1118 nucleotides. RefSeq names its product bidirectional sugar transporter SWEET1. Gene Ontology annotation, biological process: carbohydrate transport. The record is from RefSeq and is a predicted model, not a curated record. The transcript is spliced from 6 exons. The coding region runs from base 170 to 931 and encodes 253 amino acids. Gene Ontology annotation, cellular component: membrane. Lineage: Eukaryota; Viridiplantae; Streptophyta; Magnoliopsida; Solanales; Solanaceae. Gene Ontology annotation, molecular function: sugar transmembrane transporter activity.
UUUUCAAAUUCAUGUUCAUUUUUCUCCUUUGGGUAUUCAAUUUUUUGAAAUUCUUGGAGAGUUUUGUAAGUUUCUUCACUUGGGUUUUCUUCAAAACACAGUCUUUUUCAUCUCUCAAUCAAAGAAAUUGCUCUGAACUACUACUCUGUACUGCAAAAGUGAAGAAGGCAUGGGUGUUGUUCAUACUCUGCAUUUUGUUUUUGGGAUAUUUGGAAAUGCCACUGCUCUGUUUCUGUUCUUGGCACCAAUAAUCACAUUCAAGAGGGUUAUUCAAAAUCGAUCCACUGAACAAUUUUCUGGCUUGCCUUAUGUUAUGACUUUACUCAACUGCCUGCUUUCUGCAUGGUAUGGUUUACCAUUUGUGUCACCAAAUAAUCUGUUGGUGUCUACAAUCAAUGGGACUGGAGCUGUAAUUGAGACCAUUUAUGUGCUGAUCUUCAUUGCAUUUGCACCAAGUAAAGAGAAGAAGAAAAUCUCAGCACUUCUUCUAUUAGUCCUUACUGUUUUUGCUGCUGUAGCCCUUGUUUCCAUGCUCGCUUUACAUGGAAGCAAAAGGAAGCUCUUUUGUGGUAUCGCUGCCACGAUCUUCUCUAUCAUUAUGUAUGGAUCUCCUCUAUCCAUCAUAAGAUUGGUAAUCAAGACGAAGAGUGUGGAGUUCAUGCCAUUUUUCUUGUCGUUGUUCGUGUUCUUAUGUGGCGCUUCCUGGUUUGCCUUUGGCCUUCUUGGGAAGGACCCUUUUGUUGCUAUUCCAAAUGGUUUUGGCUUUGGUUUAGGAACAGUGCAACUUAUCUUAUAUGCAAUCUACUGUGAGAAGAAGGGAUUUACCAAGAAAUCAACCUUUGAUGAGUCGUUGACGACGGGAAAUGUCAAGUCUCACCAAGAGGAGAAGCAAUCUAGCAACAAUAACAAGUCAAAGCUUGAGCAAGUUUAGGAUAUGAUUGCAGUUGGGGAUGACUCUAAUUCUUGAAUGAUGUUGUGAAAUGCGUGCAUCUUUUUUAGGUGCUUGUGAUUUGCUAUAGUGAUCUUUGACAUCUGUUUUAGUAUUGGACUAGUUCAUAUAUUUGGAUUGUACUUUUUCAUCAUCUUUGUUGCUGAAAUAAACCAUGAUCCUUCUUUUA